Diatraea saccharalis (sugarcane borer) is the source of this 1723-nucleotide messenger RNA. NCBI's taxonomy places the organism in Eukaryota, Metazoa, Arthropoda, Insecta, Lepidoptera, Crambidae. The record is from the annotation of a GenBank genome assembly.
AUCCUGUGUAUGCCUUAUUUCGUUUUUGAUUUUACUGCUGCUUUGGCCAUUAAACAUGGACUAAAUGAUAAUAAACUUAGAGUCAUAAAGUUUAAGGUAUAUACGAGUAUUAUUUAGAAAAUAGAAAUCAAUAUUUAUAUGGUCUUGUCUGAAAGUGAAUAAUGGAGACCAUUUUAGAACAGCAAAGAAGUUACCAUGAGGAAAGAGAGAGAACCAUGGACGCUAUGGUCAAAGAAAUAUUGCAUAAAAAGACUGGUCAUCGAGAAACAAUCAAUGGUGAUCAUCGUUUGAAAAAUCUUCAUGAAAGAUAUAUAGAAUCUACAAUCAGGCUUAAAGAAUUGUAUGAAGAUAAAGACGGCUUGCGCAAAGAAGAGAUUGCAGCAUUAUCAGGACCAAAUGAAUUCCAAGAGUUUUAUGCUAGACUUAAACAGAUCAAGGAAUUUCACAGAAAACAUCCUAAUGAGAUAUGUGUUCCAAUGUCAGUGGAGUUUGAAGAAUUGGCAAAACUUCGAGAAAACCCUGCCGAAGAUUUCACUACCCCUGUCGAAUUCACAGAUGAAGAAGGCUAUGGAAAAUAUCUUGACUUACAUGAAUGUUAUGAAAAGUAUAUCAACUUGAAAGGCAUUGAGAAAGUGGACUAUAUCACGUAUUUGAGUAUUUUUGAUCACCUCUUUGAUAUACCUCGUGAGCGUAAAAACAGUGAAUAUAGAAAGUACAUCAGAGCUUUACUUACAUAUUUGAAGGAUUUUGUGAGCAGAGUGAAACCGCUGUUGGACCAAGUCCAAGAGAUGGCACUAGCGCAUCAAGAAUUCCUAAAACAAUGGGAAGCUGGCUCUUUCCCAGGGUGGCCGAAAGAAACUGGGGGCGCUUUAACAAAUGUGGGUGCCCAUUUGGAUCUUUCGGCAUUCUCUUCUUGGGAGGAGCUGGCUUCACUUGGCUUAGAUAGAUUGAAGUCAGCCUUAAUGGCUCUUGGUCUUAAAUGUGGAGGAACCUUAGAAGAAAGGGCGCAAAGACUAUUCAGUACUAAGGGGCAAACCGCUCUUGACAAAUCGUUGGUUGCCAAAAAAGGCAACAAAGCGAAGGCUUCUACUCAGCAAAGGCAUAAAGACAUAGCCGCUAUUGAAGCUCAAGUUUACAGAUUCGCGGGCGCGGUAAGUAGUACUAGGGCGUCUACAAUUGAGAACGUGACCCGUCGGGCGGCGCGCGCGGCCGGCGAACGCCGCGACGACAGCGGCGACGAGAGCGACGCCUCGGCCGCGCCAGAUAUCGACUCCGAUGACGACGAAGUGCCAUACAAUCCGAAGAACUUGCCGCUGGGCUGGGACGGAAAGCCAAUCCCAUACUGGCUGUAUAAACUCCAUGGUCUCAAUAUCAGUUACACGUGUGAGAUCUGCGGUAACUACACCUAUAAGGGACCGAAAGCAUUCCAACGUCACUUCGCGGAGUGGCGUCACGCUCACGGCAUGCGAUGUCUGGGUAUACCGAAUACGGCUCAUUUUGCCAAUGUCACUCAAAUAGAGGACGCUCUUGCACUGUGGGAGAAAAUCAAGCAUCAGAAAGAGAAUGAAAGAUUUGUUGCCGAAAAUGACGAAGAAUUUGAAGAUUCGCAGGGCAAUGUUGUCAACCGUAAGACCUAUGAAGAUUUGAAACGUCAAGGACUACUUUAGAAUAUCAAUAGAUUUAUUGCUUGGUUUUCUGUAUUGAUAAUAAACUUUAAAUCCCU